AUGUUGAGUAAUAUUGAUCUACCAGACACAGGUAAUCGUAAUACUGAAGGAAAAAAUUUGACAUCAAUUUUUUCUCCCACCGGAAAUUAUCUAUCUCCAGCUUCAUUAGACGGCAGAACUCCAUCUAUUACCGGUGGAAAUUCUAUCUCAUCUAUUGGGAAUAAUAAUAAUAGCAACACCAACAACAACAACAAUAACGGCAGUAAUAGUACUUUCACUAAUAAUACUGACAAGAAUAGAAAUUUUCGAAACCAAAAUCCUAUCAAUUUACCAUCCCCACUAUCAUUUUUAAACGGUAGUUUGAAUCAACUAGGUUUACAUAAAAAUAUGACAACUACUUCACCAUCGGGAAUUCUUUUAAAUUCUUCCACUACAUCUACUCCAACUAGCAAUGCCGAAAGUACUACAUCUCAAGAAUUAAAUAAAAUUAAGGAAGAUUCUUCAUUAAAACCUAAUACUUCAGUUUCUUCGACUGUAAAAGAUCAAAAGGGUCAUGUCGUGAAACGGAAGUAUUCUAGAAAUGGUUGCACAGAAUGUAAAAGAAGAAGAAUGAAAUGUGAUGAAACUAAACCAACAUGUUGGCAAUGUGCAAGAUUAAACAGAACCUGUGUAUAUGUCUUGAAUCCAAGAAAUAAGAAACGGAAAAAUCAAAAUUCAACUGGAACUGAAUCACACCCUGAGAGUUCUGGACAGUCACCAGAAGAUAUAUUAAUGUCUCAACAAGAUCAAUCCCAAGUUUUGAAUUCUUCAGGUAGCGUAUCAUCUUUAACGCAGAAUAUACCAGUGGAUCCUCAACCCAAUUCUUUAAAUGUUAGCCAGGGUAAUUCUAUCCCUGAUGUAACCAGCGAAGUUGCCAACUCAAUACCAAUAGCUGGAGUGGAUGGUAUUGAUACCAACUUAUUAAUGCAAAAUUUAAACGAUAUUGUUAACAUGAAGUUGAAUGAUGCAGCUAUGAUAAAUGAGAAUAUUAAAGACUUAGAUUUCCCAGAAUUAGAUAUUCCUGAAUUAUUAAUGCCUUCUUCAAAUCAUCAUAGUUCUGUACCAAUAUCGUUCUUGAUGAACAAUGUUAUUCAGUUUAAUAUUAAAAUUACCUCCUUCAAAUUAGGCGGUAUGCAUGAUGAAUAUCUAAGAAUAUUCUAUAACGAUUGUUUGGAUUCGAUUGCUCCAUUUUUCCAGAACCAAGGUAACCCAUUGAGAGAUAUACUAUUAUCCUUUGCCAGAAAUGAAUCAUAUUUACUUUCAGCAAUUCUAGCUGUUGGUGCAUCUAUUUCACACCGUGCAUCUAAUAAGUAUGAGGAUGAAAGAAACUACUGUGCAUACUUAUCACAUUGCUUAAGUUUAUUAGGUGAUCAAUUCCACAAUGAAGCAAACGUUCUAAAUAAAAUUGAACCCAUAAUUCUAACUGUAAUGUUAUUAGCAUGGGAUUGUAUAAAUACUAUGAACUCUCAGUGGAGAUCUCAUUUGAAAGGUGUUACCGACCUUUUUGCCAAAAUUAAUGCUGGUAAUUCCUCUAAAGUACUAAAUGUAGCUAAAUGUUGGUUCAAGGUUAUAGAAACAUUUGCUAGUAUAAGUACAGGUCUAGGUGGUUCUCUAUAUGACGAAGAUUUAGAUGUGAUAUUCAAUCCAUACGAUUAUCAGUAUGUGGAUUCAUUAAAAUUUUUGAACGUUAUGACACCGCUGAAUGAAUUCAAUUUACUUAGAGGUCACAAAGAAGAUUUUGAUCUAGUUAUAAGAGAAGUAUUAAGGGGACUAAACUAUGUAAGAAGAUGUAGACAGAGUUCUAAUGCCACAAGGAAGGAGAAGGAGGCUGCUUCAAAGUCCAUUGAUUUGUUGAAUUUUGGACUAAGUUACUUGAAAUAUUCCGAAUCUUCAAAGGCUAACAAUGAUGAAUCAAACCAACUAAAUUUUUUCAAGACCCAAAAAAUUCUUGUUGAAAUAGACAGACAAUUAGAAUAUGAAUUCAUUAAUAAGACAGGUAUUAUACCGAGAGAAAGUCAAUCUCAUCCAGAAAAUAGUCACAUCGAUGAUAAUGCGAUUGAUAUUGUUAAGUUGAGAAAUGGUGAAACAAUUGCUAUUAGUUGGUAUGAUAUAUCACAUCAAACCCAGGUAUUAUGUUUCCUAUUGAUUGUAUUAUUAAAUUUCUUAGGACUUCCAAAGGAAUCUGUGUUGAUCCAACAAGUUAUUAAAAGACUAAUGUCCUUCUUUAAAUUUUUAGAUAGUGAUAACCCACCUCGUAAUGCAAGAACCUGUUAUUCUAAUUUUGCUGUGUUAUAUGCAGGUUUACAUGCCGUGGAUGAAGAAACUAGAGACAUGGUUAGAAGAUAUUACGAAAUCAAUGGUGAUACCUCGAAGAGAUUAACAGAUUAUAAUUUGCAUAGGUUGGAGAAAGUUUGGUAUGGUAAAGCAAGUAGCGAUAAUUUGGAAAACCAAGAUGUUCUAACAUGGUAA
Messenger RNA from Maudiozyma saulgeensis, 2448 nucleotides. NCBI's taxonomy places the organism in Eukaryota, Fungi, Ascomycota, Saccharomycetes, Saccharomycetales, Saccharomycetaceae. The record is from the annotation of a GenBank genome assembly.